CUCAUCGAAGAAGACGUGUGGAGAGAUUAACAUGGCGUCUAUGGUUGCUGUGUUGAUCGGGGCCGUGGAUGAGAAAAACAAAAUACUGAACAGGAAAAUAAAGACGGUCUAGGUGCAUUUGGAGCUAAAACCUGCAUAUUACAGUGUUCAUUGGACUAGCUGCCUCACUAGACCCUGAUCAUCCUCAAUACAGAGUAGCAGCUAGAGAGUGGGAGAGGACAGGAUUGAGGCAUGGAGGAAUCACAAAGCCCAUUAAAAUCAGUCAAGCCCUUUCGCAACGAGGCCAAGGGAACCAAAGCUUCAUCCUUUGCCAGCUCCAGGCCCCUGAAAGAGGCUCCAGCCCAGAGAGAGUGCCCCAAGUCUGCCACUGCCUGUCAGAGCAAGGAGAACAUCACCACAGCCAGGGAAGACAAUAAGGACCAAGGCAGUAACUGUGGGACAGGCACAGGCAGAGCCUCCACUGCCAGCCCUCAGAACCCAGGGAGAGGGAAGCCUCGUAGGCUAACUGGGAGGACCAGCUCUGGGGAGAGGGGGAAGGUGAGAGUUGAAGACCAGCAGCAGCAGAGGGGUGAUGCUAGGCCCUCGUUGGUUACAGGACACAGCCUGGCUGGUGUAGUUGGAGACAGAGACACAGGAAUGGUGGCUACUUCAUCUGAAGGCCUUACUUUACAGACCAAGACAAGUCCAUUGAAGGAGAUGUCACCGGGUGAGAAGGCUGAUGCUGUGGUGGGCACAGGGCAGCCUGCAUUGGAGGUCACUGUGGUGGGGUCAGGAGUCAACGAGCGGGGUCAGGGUAGAAGCAUGACCUCUGAGCAGAAGCUGGGUCUCAGACAGGCUGAGGAGCGCCUCUACAGAGACUACAUACACAGACUGGUCAAGCAGUCUCCUGAAUACCCUAACUUCCAGUACCUAUGCAAGCUGUGUUCUGUACACAUUGAGAACAUACAGGGGGCACACAAACACAUCAAGGAGAAAAGACACAAGAAGAACAUCAUGGAUAAGCAGGAGGAGAACGAGCUACGGGCGCUGCCUGCCCCCAACCCAGCCCAGCUCGGAGCCGUUAACGCAGCCGUCCUCCGGGCGGCCAACCAACACGGCAUCUCAGACCAGGACUUCCUGGUGCGACAGGAAGUGGUCGACAGGAUGGAGGUGAUCAUCCAGCAGCACCUCUCAGUUUGCUCCCUUCGGCUCUACGGCUCCUGUCUCACCCGAUUUGCCUUCAAGACAAGUGACAUUAACAUUGACGUCACCUACCCCUCCACUAUGACCCAACCAGAUGUGCUGAUACUAGUACUGGAAAUCCUGAAGAACAGCACUGAAUAUUCUGAGGUGGAGUCUGACUUUCAYGCCAAWGUUCCGGUCGUGUUUUGCAGAGAUGUCAACAGUAGGUUGUUGUGCAAGGUAAGUGCAGGUAAUGACGUAGCCUGCCUCACUACCAACCACCUGGCUGCCCUGGCUAGACUGGAACCCAGACUGGUGCCUCUGGUCCUGGCCUUCCGCCUCUGGGCUAAGUUGUGCCACAUUGACUGCCAGGCGGAAGGGGGUAUCCCCUCCUAUUCCUUCUCUCUCAUGGUCAUCUUCUUCCUCCAACAACGCAGGGAGCCCAUCCUCCCUGUCUACUUCGGCUACUGGAUUGAAGGCUUUGACGUGAAGCAUGUGGACGAGUACCAUCUGACGGGGAUAGAGAUGGAUAUAUUUGUGGGGUGGGAGCACAGACCCCCCAGUACAGAGGGACGGGGGGACGGCAGGGGGGAAGGACGGAAGGCCAAGCCUGAGCAAAAGAAACCUGAUGUGAAGAACCGGCAUGUAGCGGGGAUGACGCGUCUAUCCCUGGACCUGGGUAAGGGUGUGUCMCUGGGCCAGCUGUGGCUGGAGCUGCUGAGGUUCUACACGCUGGARUUCGCCCUGGAGGAACACAUCAUCAGCAUCCGCCUCAAAGAACUUCUCUCKMGAGAGAUSAAGAACUGGCCCCGACGCAGGCUGGCCAUCGAGGAUCCGUUUGCCCUGAAGAGGAACGUCGCACGCAGCCUCAACAGUCAGAUGGUCUUUGAGUACAUCCAGGAGCGCUUCCGCACCGCCUACAAAUACUUUGCCUGCCCGCAGAGCAAGGACCGAAACACCGUGGAGCAGCAGAGAGGCAAGAAUACAACCAAACAUGGGGGCAUGAAACGGGAGGAAGGCGAAAGAAAGGGUGGAGAAGAGGUGUCUGAAAAGAGUGGAGGUGGACAGGGUGAUGGGAAUGAAGGGAAAAGUCARAGCUCUGAGACAGGUCAGAAGGRGGAUGGUGAGAGUGAUGAAGAGGAWCGAGCUGAGCGGACUCAGGAGAAGGAGGAGAGGGCAUUGAAUGGCGGGCUUAUGGACUUGGUCCUUAGUGGGGGGGGCACUUCAACGGAUGGGGCUGUAGCGGAGCCUGGCACCACUCUGGAGCCUUCCUCCGCCUCAACCCAUAACGGCCUACUGGAUGGGGAUGAAGAGGAGGAGAACCAUGUGUCGGAGAAGCAGGGACAUAUUGCACCAGAGGACCUGCACUAUAUCUUUGACAGAAUGAUCUUCACUGGCGGAAAGCCUCCUACAGUCGUGUGCAGCACAUGUAAGAGAGAUGGCCAUCUGAAGGACGAGUGUCCUGAGGACUUCAAGAAGAUCGAGCUCAAACCGCUGCCCCCCAUGACCGACCGCUUCAGAGACAUCCUGGAUGGCCUUUGUAGACUCUGCUACCGAAUACUCAAGCAUGCUAAAUAUCAUUUNAAGAACUGGCCCCGACGCAGGCUGGCCAUCGAGGAUCCGUUUGCCCUGAAGAGGAACGUCGCACGCAGCCUCAACAGUCAGAUGGUCUUUGAGUACAUCCAGGAGCGCUUCCGCACCGCCUACAAAUACUUUGCCUGCCCGCAGAGCAAGGACCGAAACACCGUGGAGCAGCAGAGAGGCAAGAAUACAACCAAACAUGGGGGCAUGAAACGGGAGGAAGGCGAAAGAAAGGGUGGAGAAGAGGUGUCUGAAAAGAGUGGAGGUGGACAGGGUGAUGGGAAUGAAGGGAAAAGUCARAGCUCUGAGACAGGUCAGAAGGRGGAUGGUGAGAGUGAUGAAGAGGAWCGAGCUGAGCGGACUCAGGAGAAGGAGGAGAGGGCAUUGAAUGGCGGGCUUAUGGACUUGGUCCUUAGUGGGGGGGGCACUUCAACGGAUGGGGCUGUAGCGGAGCCUGGCACCACUCUGGAGCCUUCCUCCGCCUCAACCCAUAACGGCCUACUGGAUAGGGAUGAAGAGGAGGAGAACCAUGUGUCGGAGAAGCAGGGACAUAUUGCACCAGAGGACCUGCACUAUAUCUUUGACAGAAUGAUCUUCACUGGCGGAAAGCCUCCUACAGUCGUGUGCAGCACAUGUAAGAGAGAUGGCCAUCUGAAGGACGAGUGUCCUGAGGACUUCAAGAAGAUCGAGCUCAAACCGCUGCCCCCCAUGACCGACCGCUUCAGAGACAUCCUGGAUGGCCUUUGUAGACUCUGCUACCACGAGCUGUCCCCUUCCCCUGGAGAGCAGCAGAAGAGAGAGCAGAUCCUGGGUAGUCUGGAGAGGUUCAUACAAAAGGAGUACAAUGACAAUGCCCAGCUGUGUUUGUUUGGCUCCUCCAAGAACGGCUUUGGUUUCCGUGACAGCGACCUGGACAUCUGUAUGACCCUGGAGGGCCAUGAUACAGCAGAGAAUUUGAACUGCAAAGAGAUCAUCGAAGGCCUAGCCAAGGUGCUAAAGAAACACACAGGUCUGAGGAACAUCUUGCCUAUCACAACAGCCAAAGUGCCUAUUGUGAAGUUUGAACACAGACAGAGCGGACUAGAGGCAGACAUAAGCCUCUACAACACUCUGGCUCAACACAACACCAGAAUGCUGGCUACCUACGCUGCCCUAGACCCUCGCGUGCAGUUCCUGGGAUACACCAUGAAGGUGUUUGCGAAGCGCUGUGACAUAGGUGACGCGUCCAGAGGAAGUCUGUCAUCCUAUGCCUACAUCCUCAUGGUGCUCUACUUCCUGCAGCAGAGACAGCCCCCUGUCAUCCCUGUUCUCCAAGAGGUCUUUGAUGGACAUUCUGUACCGCAGAGGAUAGUGGAUGGUUGGAAUGCCUUCUUCUUUGAUGACAUUGAGGAACUGCGUCAGCGUCUGCCAGAGCUUCCGCAGAACCGCGAGACUGUGGGGGAGCUGUGGCUGGGCCUGCUCAGGUUCUACACUGAAGAGUUUGACUUUAAGGAGCACGUCAUCAGCAUCCGCCAGAGGAAACGGCUCACCACCUUCGAGAAGCAGUGGACCUCCAAGUGCAUCGCCAUCGAAGAUCCCUUCGACUUGAAUCACAAUCUUGGUGCUGGAGUUUCUCGCAAAAUGACUAACUUCAUCAUGAAGGCCUUUAUCAACGGCAGGAAGCUGUUUGGUACUCCUUUCUACCCCCAGCCUGGCAUAGAGGCGAACUACUUCUUUGACUCCAAGGUGCUCACGGACGGGGAACUUGCACCUAAUGACAGGUGCUGUCGGAUCUGUGGCAAGAUCGGUCAUUACAUGAAGGACUGCCCCAAAAGACGCAGGUACACAGGGAGAGAACAUCAGGGGAUGAAGAAGAAGGAGAAUGAAAAAGAGGAGGAUGUCAAGGAUGGAGACGAUCAUGAGCCACGGGAGCGUCGCUGUUUCCAGUGUGGUGAAAUUGGUCAUGUACGGCGGGACUGCCCAGAGUACCGCCACCUUAGACAGAAAGCCGCAGGGGGACCAGUUUCCCACAUAGUGCGAGCCAUGGUAAGCUCCCAGUCCAUCCCCAUCCCCCAACCUCCCCAGGACCUCCCAGGACGCACCAGACAACCUUCCGAAUGUUCUGAUUCCCGCCAGACUCCGCCCUAUUCCCCUCAGCCCACCCUGUUCUCCCAGGGUUCUAGCCAAUCCUCCAGCUCCCCCCAGCCCUCCUCCUCCAAGACCUCCAUCUCCGCUGGAGGGGGACCGCACAAGCAGCCCCAACAUCCCCAGGUUCCCCUCUCUCUCUUUAGCUUCCCUCUCUCCCACCCAAGCCAGUACCACCACCCUGGAGCUCUCACUGCUCUGGGGCUACUGCCGUCCCACCACAACCAGCAACAAUCACACCUGUCCCAGGGGCACCAGGCCCAUCACCAACCCCACCACCCCUCCACCUCCUGGCCCAUCCAUGGCCCCGUCCUCCAGACCUCUAGUGGCCCCGAAGGGCCCUCCCCGCCCGGCCUAAAAUUCCCCUUGCGCCAGGCCCCCGGGCAAGGGAAUGGGAACACAGGCCCAGGGGGGUCGCCGGUGGGUGGCAGCCCCAUGAACCUCAAUGACCCCAGCAUCAUCUUCGCCCAGCCGGCGGGGAGGCCCAUGGGCUUGGGAGGAGGGCCGGGACUGGACGGGCACUGGCACAACCACCUGGCACAGCAAGGGGCACUGGUGGCUAAUGGCACUGUGGGCAAGUCAGAUCCGGGCUACCAGACCCAGUUCGGGGGUGUGAGUCAGCAGGGCUCUAGGAAUUGGGAGCACAGCAACGUAGCCCACUACUCCCAGUCCCCAUCCUGGCCCUACCGCAUGCCACAGAAAUUCAUCCAGCAGGGCAACGGGUGCCACCCACAACCCGGCAAGCCCAUCAUGUCCCAAAGUUCUGUGGUGCACCCCAGUCAGCAUUUCCCGCUCCUCCCCCACGGACGACGACAUGUCAACCUCAAUUACAUCCAACAGAAGAAAUGAACUUUGAAUUCGAAACUCUGCUCCCAUAGCAUAUCCAUUCAAUUAGGUUUUAUGGUCCUUCACCAUGACAAAACAAAAACGAUGUAAUYGAAAUUUGCAUCAUUUGGUCACAAUACUUUUUAAAUGAAUUUUAUCAUUUUUGUACAGUUAAAAAAAAAAAUGGGUUCCUUACAUUGAUUUGUGAUACAAAUGCCAUAUUUUAAUACCCCCAUUUUUGAAGGGGUCCAAAAAGUGUUUAUUUUAUCGUGUAAAGGAAGUAGGUAAAAAUAUUAGCUGUAUUCAUACUUUGCUUGCUUAAGGAUAAAAGCUUUGAAUAUAUAAAAAAAAAUAUAUAUAUAUCAUGCCCACCCCUAUCAGAUAGUUAGUGCCUUCAGAAAGUAUUCAUACC
Salvelinus sp. IW2-2015 is the source of this 6103-nucleotide messenger RNA. The record is from RefSeq and is a predicted model, not a curated record. NCBI's taxonomy places the organism in Eukaryota, Metazoa, Chordata, Actinopteri, Salmoniformes, Salmonidae.